Lepus europaeus (European hare) is the source of this 709-nucleotide messenger RNA. Its product is annotated as T-cell surface glycoprotein CD3 gamma chain. NCBI's taxonomy places the organism in Eukaryota, Metazoa, Chordata, Mammalia, Lagomorpha, Leporidae. Gene Ontology annotation, molecular function: transmembrane signaling receptor activity. Gene Ontology annotation, biological process: positive thymic T cell selection; cell surface receptor signaling pathway. The record is from RefSeq and is a predicted model, not a curated record. Gene Ontology annotation, cellular component: external side of plasma membrane; alpha-beta T cell receptor complex; membrane. The transcript has 7 exons. Bases 24 to 572 code for a protein of 182 amino acids.
UCAACAGUAGACGGGAGACGGACAUGGAGCAGCAGAAGGGUCUGGCUGGCCUCAUCCUGACUGUCUUUCUCCUUCAAGGUACUAUGGCCCAGAUAAAAAAAGAAAAUCUUAUAAUAGAAGUGGAUGACAAUCGAGAUGAUGGCUCAGUGCUUCUGACUUGUAAAUUGCCAGACAAAAAUAUCAAGUGGUUAAAAGAUGGGCAGGAAAUGAACUUCCGAAAUAUAAGUGAAAAUAAGUGGAACCUGGGAAGUAGUACCAAAGACCCUCAAGGGAUAUAUUUGUGUAAAGGAGCAACGAAAAGUUCGGAAUCACUCCAGGUGUACUACAGAAUGUGUCAGAACUGCAUUGAGCUAAAUGCAGCCACUGUUUCCGGCUUUGUCUUCGCUGAACUCAUCAGCAUUUUCUUCCUUGCUGUUGGAGUCUACUUCAUUGCAGGACAAGAUGGAGUUCGCCAGUCAAGGGCUUCAGAUAAGCAGACUCUGUUGCCCAAUGACCAGCUCUACCAGCCCCUCAAGGAUCGGGAAGAUGACCAGUACAGCCAUCUUCAAGGAAACAACUUGAGGAAGCACUGAGCUCCGGACAUGGCAGCUCUCUGCUAUGACCUGAGAAAGCAGUAGAAGAUGGCCCAAAUCCUUGGGCCCCUGCACCCACAUGGGAGACCCAGAAGAAGCUCCUGGCUCCUGACUUUGGAUCAGCUCAGCUCUAGCCA